This is a messenger RNA of Torulaspora globosa, 1419 nucleotides long. RefSeq names its product Arp7p (gene ARP7). Bases 1 to 1419 code for a protein of 472 amino acids. NCBI's taxonomy places the organism in Eukaryota, Fungi, Ascomycota, Saccharomycetes, Saccharomycetales, Saccharomycetaceae. The record is from RefSeq and is a predicted model, not a curated record. Gene Ontology annotation, molecular function: chromatin binding. Gene Ontology annotation, cellular component: SWI/SNF complex; NuA4 histone acetyltransferase complex. Gene Ontology annotation, biological process: regulation of transcription by RNA polymerase II. The transcript has a single exon.
AUGACCAAAGAGGAUAAGAAAUGCGUGGUGAUCCACAACGGUUCGCACUCCACCAUAGCCGGAUUCAGCAACAUGGAAUUGCCGCAAUGCAUAAUCCCAUCUACCUAUCUGCAACGAGGCGACGAGAUGAUCUUCGGGACGUUUGAAAUGCUGGAUGAAGCGCAACAGAACGCACCGGGAACCGAAGUUUACACCAUCAUGGACUCCCACGGCCUGCCAUACAACUGGACCGCGCUGGAAGCGCAAUGGCGAUACAUAUAUGAAAAACAACUCAAAGUGUCUCCUCACGACCUGCCCCUGGUCAUCAGCGUCCCCACGUCGCACGCCGAGUUCGACAUGCAUGUGAUGGAGCGAUACUUUGAGCUGGCGUUUGUCCAACUGGGCGUCCCCGUCCUGCAGAUCGUCAUCGAGCCGCUGGCGGUCGCCCUCUCGAUGGGGAAAAGCUCUGCUCUUGUCGUCGACAUCGGCGCCAAGGGCUGCACCGUCACGCCGAUCGUAGACGGCACCGUGAUCAAGAGCGGAGUGAUGAGAUCCAAGUUCGGCGGUAACUUUCUCGAUUUCCAGAUCUCCAAGCUUCCACAGAUCGACACUCCCGCGACCGCUUCCACCUGCGAGACAUGGUACAACGCAAACACCUGGAUCCAGCAGUUCAAGAGCACAAUGCUGCAAGUGAGCGACAAGAACCUCGUCGAACUCGAACGCUACUACCAAGAACAGCUACAAUUGCAGCAGCAGCAACAGCAACAGAUGAACGGGUUCCAGCCGUACAUGGUAAACCCGCUCACGCAGAAGAGAAACUUUCUAUACAACGGCCAAAAGACUAUUACGAUGGAACUGAGGGACUGCUACAAGAUAGCAGAGUAUCUGUUCCAGCCCAACCUCGCCUCCGACACCUUCUCCAGCGCUGACGGUCUCAGCGAACUGAUGUCCAAGUCCAUCAGGAAGGCCGGAGGCAGCGUGAGCACAAUGGGCACUCAGAGCGGAGGUACGGGCGCUUCGUUGGUAUACCACCGUAGCCAUGCCGCCGCCAGCGGCAACCCCAAGAGCUCCUCGUCGGCCCAGUCACCCGGCUCAGGAACACCAGCAGCAGCGUCGUCAUCCUCGACGACAGCGGCUGCAGCUGCCUCCGCGGGCGGCCUCACCUCGGAACAGGUCUACUCGCUGCUGCUGACCAACGUGAUCAUCACCGGAUGCACGUCGCUGAUCGGCGGCACCGAGCAGCGCAUCAUAAACGAACUGUCGAUACGAUUCCCGCAGUACAAACUGACCACAUACGCGAACCAAAUCCAAUUCGACCGAAAGGUACAGACGUGGAUCUCAAUGAGCGCGAUGGCCAGCCUGCCCAACUGGGAACUCGGCCGCUGGUACGUGCCCAGUGACUGGCGCACGGCUCCCGCGCCAGCGUCCGGGACCAUCUGA